This is a messenger RNA of Micropterus salmoides (largemouth bass), 4336 nucleotides long. Its product is annotated as sorting nexin-27-like. The transcript is spliced from 6 exons. Gene Ontology annotation, biological process: intracellular protein transport. Lineage: Eukaryota; Metazoa; Chordata; Actinopteri; Centrarchiformes; Centrarchidae. Gene Ontology annotation, cellular component: early endosome. The record is from RefSeq and is a predicted model, not a curated record. Gene Ontology annotation, molecular function: phosphatidylinositol-3-phosphate binding. The coding region runs from base 16 to 633 and encodes 205 amino acids.
GUGCUGUGACCUCAAAUGUUAAAUAGUGUUGUUUCUCUUCAUGCCACCACAACCCCCCGUCCACCUCACCCCCUGUCUGCCCAGGCAUUGGAAGAUGUGAAGAAGGGAUUCAUAAAAACAGAGGACAAAUCCUACCAGCUGCAGAAGCUGGCAGAGCAGCGCAAGAUGGCCACGUACCUGAGUCUACUGCGGACAUGUGAGGGCUACAAUGAGGUGUCGUUCCCCCACUGCUCCUGUGACUCCAGGAGGAAGGGACAUGUCAUCACAGCUAUCAGCAUCCAUCACUUCAAGCUGCACGCUUGUACUGAGGACGGCACGCUGGAGAACCAGGUGAUAGCUUUUGAGUGGGCGGAGAUGCAGCGCUGGGACACCGAUGAGGAGGGGAUGGCUUUCUGCUUUGAAUACACCAGAGGAGAGAAGAAACCUCGCUGGGUAAAGAUCUUCACACCAUACUUUAACUACAUGCACGAGUGCUUUGAACGGGUCUUUUGUGAGCUGAAGUGGAGGAAACAGGUUGAGGAAGAGGCAUCUGACAAAGACAACAAAAACUGCAGCAACAACGAGUAUUUGCCUCCUCUGGAAACACAGCAGAAGGGAUGGCGCCACCUUGGGGGUGAGAUUGCAACUUCCUAAAAGGAUUUGUCUUCACUCAAACUAGAACUGGUCCACUUGCAUCAUCACAACCACCCCAGAGAGCGCCCAUCGACAGACACGGAACAGAGUGACAGACUGAGGCAAUCCAUGCCCCGAUAAACAAACUGGAAGUGACCAAUUUGCGAAAUUGGAAUGGUCACACUUAACCGACCCCAGGGAUACACACAGCAAGAAGAGCAACGAAGGAGAAUAAACAAAAGUCAACUUUCAUGUCAUUUACUAGAUCUCCAUAGCGUGCCUGUUGUUUUCCUCCAUGCAUCCGCCCUGUGACGUGGGGCAGGACAUGAGCAAAUUCUUGCCCCCCCACACAGUACGUGACUGGUCAGGGUCACCACAGCGCUGCGACACCACUUGCGCACCUCGAUGAUUCGCUACUUGACGGGGGAGCUUACGUGUGAAAUAGGAUUGUGACGGUUGGUUCCCCAAACACAGUCUGCUCUGCCCAGGAGCCUUCAGCGUGGCCCUUGUCUGCUGAACUGAGCUGAGAGGAUGGAGAUGAAAAUUAGAAGGGAGGGAUACAGAAAAAAAGGGGGGAUUUCUUUAACAGUUGGUGAUAAAGCGAGAAGCAAGAUCAUGCUUUACACUGAUGAAGGACGUUAACACAAAAAUUAUGUUUUCUGCCUGUAAGGUCAGAAGUCUUCUGUCUUUUUAGAAAACAUAGGCGACACAAAUAUAACUAACUGAAAACAGAUGUGACAGGAUGUGCUCAUAAUUAUGUUUAACAAUUGUCUGAUGUUUAACAAUUGUCGAUUGUUUCAUUGUUAUUGAUAAAAUAUAGAUUAAUAUAAGUGCUAAAAUAAUUGGUUUCUUGAUCUAACACAAUGAAACAACUGAAUUGCGUAUAAGCUGCUUUAACAAAUCUCCAUUUUUCACCUUGUCUUCUGGUCUGUUGGCAGUCUGCCAUUAAUGUCAGUAUGUGUAUUUCUGCCAUUAAUGUCAGUAUGUGUAUUUCUGCCAUUAAUGUCAGUAUGUGUAUUCAUCCCCCCCUCUCGCAAGUGUUUUAUUGUGGUAAUUUUCCAGAGCUUGGAAGUUUAGAGGAAGGGGCUUUCUGAUUAUCAGCUGUGUGCAGGGACAAUACUCUUGAACAAAAGGUUGAUGGGCCAAAGCGUUGAUCUUUUUGCGCUAUAUGGGGAAUCUGUCUGACAGAUUGUGAACACAAGGGCAGGAAGUUUUCCUGUCUGUUGAGUUGCAGUUUUGUGAACAGGCACCAGAGAGCAGCAAAGUGUAAAGACAGGUUUAGUUGUAGGUUUUUAAGCAGAAAUAGAAAUCUUCUGAGAGCUUAAAGAGUGAUCCCUCGGGCUCUGUAACUCACCCAAAAGUAUCACUCCUCUGCAGUUUGCCCAUUACCCACGUCAGGAGGACAGAUGGUGGGUGUGCGUGUAUGUGCGUGCGUUGUAGAAAGAAUAGAUGGUGCGUAAAGUUGAGUGACUGCAACCACAACCAUCAGUAUAGCAAUGCAGGCAGCAAUGUCUGCCUCUUACUGCACCUAAAUGAGUACAGUAUUAGUUGUGUGCGUUUGCACAUGACAUAUGAUUAUAUCACAGUUUUACAAUGUACACAGAUUGUGUUUUUUUUCCUCUGUAGGCGUUUAAAACAUUUUUGUCUCAUUUUAAGUGUGUAGAAAGCAGGUUAACAUGCUGACAAAAAAAUGCUUUUGAAUGGAGAAAGUGUGCUUAAAUGUAGUGAUUAUACCUGAAUGCAAUAGAGUUUGGGUUUUUUUUCCCACUAAGGUCUAGUAGUUUAACCUCGGCCGACUCAUUACUGACUCAAUCUUGUGCUUCACUCGCAUUCUGGCAGCGACCAAUCUGAAACUGAGAGUGAUGUUGGUUUAUUUUUUAUUCAAACUGACUUUUAGAGCACAAGUUAAAAUUUCACUUUUUGUUUUUUUACAGUGGAGCUUAGCUUUUAGUUCAAUAAAAUGUUUAAUUCAUGCCUAGGUUGAGUCAUAAUUUGCUUUCAGUCAGUUACCUUGGAGCAUGCUUAUGUGUGUGUACGUGCAGUUUUCGUGUGUGCAUGUCCUAUGUUUAACAUUGACAUUGCUGAUAAGCUUUUAGGCUCUGAUUGGAUGUAUCUGAUGAGCUGUCUGUGUGAGAGCCAGCAAAUGAAGAUGGGGUUUUGUUUCUGUAUGACAGCAGAGACGCCAGACAGAUGGAGACAAAUGGGAGGCGUCUCCUAUUGUCUAGCAAACAUUUACAGCCGCUCAAAUUCUUUUUCAGCAUAACACACGCACACAUACCUGCUACUCGGGUGUUUAUGCUUUGACAAAAUUGUAAAGUGCAAGAUAUUUUAUUUGACGUCCAGUUGUUGCCUCUGAGGACAGGCCUCAGUUACACAACAGCCUAUAGCAAUACAUAUUAUACUGUAGUAGCAUGUUGUGUCUUUUACACACACACACACACACACACACACACACAUCCCACAGGUAGCUGGAUUGAGAAAGAAAGUGCCGACUGCGAGAUGGUCAUUUUGACAGGCAAAGUAAUAGCCAAUUUAGAGAUGGAUGACAUAAGAAUUGGAGCUGUUCAACCGUGUGUGCGUGUGUGCGUGUGUGCGUGCGUGCAUGCGUGCGUGUGCUUUUCUGUCCCCUGUUCUUACUCUCUCUAGGUUGGUCUCUUCCAUCAUCACAGGGGUAUGUGGUUGCUGUGGCAGCAUCACGUUGGCUCAACACGCUCAGUGCAGCCUCUGUUCCUUUUAUUCCUGUCAGCCAACUGACUCACUCUUCCCAGUAAUGUAUUCGAAGCAGUGUUUUUUACUGUUUGAUGUUUGUUCUCUGUCCCUGUGGCUCAUGCUUCUGUGAAUAGGCUUUUAGAAAGCUGCUGUGUUUUUUUGUUAUUUUUUAAAUAUAUUUUUGUGUUUUGGUUUAUCCUGUCUGCGCCAGGUGCCAUCACUCAGUCACAGGCAGGUGUGCAUAAUGUCAGUCGGUGUCCAUUUCGGCCGUCGGUGAAAUAAUUGUGAUAGUAACAGUUUUUAGGUGAACGCAGAGAGAUGACAGCAAUGUUAAGAAGCACGUCUUUGUACGGUUGGCUCGUGUUUGUUUGUCAGUACGCUGUGCUGUGGGGCCACCUGCGUUUGCGUUUGAGAUGCUGGGCAGCUUUGGCUUGUUAAGUGAAUGAUUAUUUUCAAAAACGAGUAUUGGAUUUCACACAGGAUGUAAUGGAUAAAAAGAAUGUUGGAUGUUAGAGCAAACAUAUAGUGGCAGUAGAAUAAAAAAUAAAUGAGCGUGAGGUAAGUUUGUGUUCAUCACAACCACCACUGAGAUGCUAAUCUAAAUGUUACUGGUGCUAUAGUAAUACAUCAGUUUUCAGUGGCAGACAUUGUAUAAGAUCUUUUCCGUUCAAAUUCUACAGCAUUUCAUACUCCAGUGUUCAAAGUGGCAUUUAUUAAGUCAGUCUCUUUGCUUUGACACUGUUGGUUCAGUCAGUCGCCACGUUUGUCUCAUCAUCAGCGCUUUUGUGUAGACUUGAUGUAUGUCGACCUCUGGAACAUGAGUCCGGCUCGGAGGGCAUUAGCUGCUGGCUUUCUGGGUUCAGCUGAUGUGUCCUAUACCUAUGACUAACAUGAAGGGAGGACAUGCUGUUUUAAAAAGUGUUAGCCUUUGUGUAAUUCAUUUAUGUUUUGCUUUGAAAUCCGGGGCUUUUCCAUGGAAAGUAAGCUGUGACAUUAAUUAAAAACCUAAGCCUUG